AUGAUUGAGAAUGCGCCAGUGUUAGUUGAGGCAAAAAUUAGAGAAGUUUCUUAUAUAGCCAAUGAGAAUAUUGUGGGAUCUCUCACUUCAGUCAAACGUCUUUUCUUGGACUUAUCACCCUUGGAGAUUAAGUUUCCUGCUGAUAGUAUCUUCUAUCAGCUAGUACAUCCAAAGAUGUAUACAUGUAAAGAGGAGUGGUGGAAUCUACUUACGCUCAUGCUUAAUAGCUCACCUAAACUACAAUUCCUUAAGCUCACUAAUGAAAAACGCAAGUUUAGAAAACAUGGUUUGGUCGGCCGGAGAUGGAACGAAGCAAAGAAUGUUCCUGAAUGUUUGUUGUCUCACCUAAAGAUGUUUGUGUGGACAAGAUACCGUUGGGAUUCAAGUUUCUCAACAAGACCUAUUGAUUCCAAAGAGCACAACAAGUUGGAAGAGAGAUGUAAGACGCUCAAGGAGUUAGAUGGUGUUGUUAGGGCUUCAAUUUCAUGCCACCUUGUCUUCGUCGUAGAUAGCGUAGAAUGA
Camelina sativa (false flax) is the source of this 522-nucleotide messenger RNA. Its product is annotated as F-box/FBD/LRR-repeat protein At3g52680. The record is from RefSeq and is a predicted model, not a curated record. Lineage: Eukaryota; Viridiplantae; Streptophyta; Magnoliopsida; Brassicales; Brassicaceae.